This is a messenger RNA of Gekko japonicus, 456 nucleotides long. Its product is annotated as protein S100-A12-like. Lineage: Eukaryota; Metazoa; Chordata; Lepidosauria; Squamata; Gekkonidae. The transcript has 3 exons. Gene Ontology annotation, biological process: endothelial cell migration. The record is from RefSeq and is a predicted model, not a curated record. Bases 59 to 361 code for a protein of 100 amino acids. Gene Ontology annotation, cellular component: extracellular exosome; cytoplasm. Gene Ontology annotation, molecular function: calcium ion binding; transition metal ion binding.
UCUUGAUCGACUGUUGCUUUCUCACUCUUCCUUGACAGAGAUCAGAAGCAGACUCAAGAUGCCUCUGACUGAGAUGGAACAAUGCAUCCAGACCAUCCUGAAGCACUUCCAUGAGUCCGCAGGCAAAGAGGGCAACUAUGAUACCCUCAACAAAGCUGAGCUGAAAGGGUUCAUCACCAAGAACUUCCCAAACUACAUGAAGAAAGUGACGGACCCUAGCAUACUCGAUAAUGUGUUUGAACAGAUGGACACCAACAAGGACCAGGAGAUCAGCUUUGGGGAAAUCAUGCAGUUCGUCACCAUCGUGGCCAUUCUGAGCCAUGACCGCCUCCAUGGGGGAAGUGAGUCUUCUGCUCAGUGAGGCCAGUAGUCCCAGCAAACGUCUAUGGUACAAGCCCAGUGCAGGGAUUCCCCUCGACUUCCUUGUUUGACGCUGCCACUGGAAGACAAUAAAGA